AUGGAUCAAGAUCGCAUAUCCACAACCGAGGUUGACCGCGCUCCUGUCUCCCCCGGGUUUGUUGCAGACGAAUCGCAGUUGCUUUUCGUGAUCGCUGCUGCCGUUGGGGACGAGCCAGGCACGAUCGUCACAGCUGGGGAAAGCACGGAGCGUCCCCAUCUCAACCGGGUGGACGCUCCUCCACAUUUUCCCUCGGUGUACUCCUAUCCUUAA
Messenger RNA from Penicillium alfredii, 213 nucleotides. RefSeq lists its product as uncharacterized. The coding region runs from base 1 to 213 and encodes 70 amino acids. The transcript has a single exon. NCBI's taxonomy places the organism in Eukaryota, Fungi, Ascomycota, Eurotiomycetes, Eurotiales, Aspergillaceae. The record is from RefSeq and is a predicted model, not a curated record.